This is a messenger RNA of Glycine soja, 1079 nucleotides long. RefSeq lists its product as uncharacterized. Lineage: Eukaryota; Viridiplantae; Streptophyta; Magnoliopsida; Fabales; Fabaceae. The record is from RefSeq and is a predicted model, not a curated record. The transcript has a single exon. The coding region runs from base 390 to 839 and encodes 149 amino acids.
AAAAAAAGACAACAUGAUUCCCCCCACUUGGCCUCUGUUUUGGCACCGUCUAGAUGCAUCAAAACACACUUUAUUUGCAGCACAUUGCCUCUAAUACUACCCUUCGACAUCACAAACUCUCAUACACACAACUAAUUAACAAAGAAAAUGAAAAUAAAAAUAACGCAGUCAUUGCAAAUCAUCACACAUGAUUACUUCACAAAUAAUGCCCACUAUAAAUCCAUUCAAUUAUUCCUUCUUUCCUUUCCCACACCCUUUUCUUGCAAUCUAAGUUUUUGCUUCCUUUCUCUUUUCUUUUUUCUUUUUUUAAAAUUUUCUCAAUUUAUAACCCUUGCUCUACGCAAACUCGCACUAUCCCAGUAUCACCUCAGAAACUGAGGGGAAAAAAGAUGAGCUCAAUUUGCAUAUCGAACUGCAUCAACGACGCACGUGACCCACGUGUUCCCGUGAGGGCUUCCUACGUGAACCUCUACAAGUGGCCGGAAUCGGAUGCUGAGUUUGUGAGGUCAAGAAGUUGCAACAGAGAGAAGGGUUCUCAUAUAUUGUACGGUCACCCUAGGGUGGUGGACAGCAUCUCCUGCAGGCAAAUGUACCUCAGAAGCUACACGUUUUCUAGGGAAGAAGAGAACGAGCUCGAGAAAACCCACAAGUGUUUUGGUAGGGCAAAGAUGAAGAAGAAGAAAAAACAUGGGAGCGAGACAAAGCCUGAUGAGGCUAAGAAAACCAAGUGCUUGGUUUGGAGUAAGGCUAAGGAGGUCUCGUGUUCUGCUUUGUCUAGGAUUCUCCGAAGGGUCUUGUCCUGUUCCGCUAGUGUAGAUGUUGUCGACGAAAAAUAUUGAUUUUUAAUCAAAGGUUUGAACUUUUUUAAUUUGUUUUGUUUAUUAUAUAUAUUUCCUUCCUAUUUAUGAUCCAGAGAGAAGAGUAUAUCACUUUGGUUUCUUUUAUUCACUUUUGUAUAAGGGUGUGUGAAAUGUGAAUGUAAUUUCUCCUGCGGAGGAUGUUAAUUCUCGCACGCUAGAUGUAAAAAUUUUGUGAACAGAGAAAAGGUUUAAGUGGAUUUGUGCUAGCAAUUAUAUGCA